This is a messenger RNA of Brassica oleracea var. oleracea, 587 nucleotides long. RefSeq lists its product as uncharacterized. The transcript is spliced from 3 exons. The coding region runs from base 6 to 368 and encodes 120 amino acids. The record is from RefSeq and is a predicted model, not a curated record. Lineage: Eukaryota; Viridiplantae; Streptophyta; Magnoliopsida; Brassicales; Brassicaceae.
UUAAGAUGGCGGCUUCUGUACUCUCGUCCAUCAUUUUCUUCCUUCUUUUUAUCAUGCCUUCACUUUUUGUUGAUGCUCAUAUGGAACACCGUAAAUUAAGUGGAACAAAAGAGACGAUGACCAUGAGGAGGAACUUGGAAGGAAGUGGGCACGCCAAUUCUAAAAUUGCAACUCCGGGGAGCACGUCACGGCACUCCGGACAGAAAAACAUUCAACAUAAACCGUCCAAAACUCGUCCUGAUCAGUUGCAGUCACGCAUAAGUUACGGAGCCCUUAAAAGAUCACAAGUACCAUGCACCUCCCGCUACCGAUGUGACAGUUCAAGUACAGCUCAGCCUCCAAGCUCUUCCAACAAUAUUCGUUCCUAAUCCUAAGGCACACACACGUGCUUAGUUUAUAUUUCUGUGAUUAUUAUUCAUUUGUUUGCAAGUUUAAGAAACUAGAUCCUUGUAUUACCUAUCAUAUCUAUUUUAAUUUUUCAGCAUACCCUUUGUAACCUUUCUUUUCUCAAAAUUUCAUUAUAUUCACCGAUCGACUUUAAUAACACACUUUUAAGCCAUUGGUCAGGUCUGUAUAUAAUAGAAUCG